GCUUUAAAGUAAAAUAACAAACGCUGCGAUAAAGAACAGAGAUCCAUUCUGUUGUUGAUGGUUUUAUUGAUGAAAAUGUCGUCCUUCUGCUAGUGUGCACUGUCAACACAGCUCCUCGUAACAUUGGUUUAUAUCAAAGUGAAUCACGCAGCAAAAACGGAAGCCUGGCGAACGAGCUUGCAUACGAGCGGGGAAAUGGUAGUCGGUAAAAAAGACUCGAAGCUUGAUCGAUCAAUGGCCGCGCAGUUUAUUCUGGGAUUUCUUGUCUUGGCAUCGUUGCUAGAGAGGAAUGACGCGAAGAAAGGGACAGUCGAGGCCAAAGAGAUGUAUACAGGAGUUCCUGGGAAAAAUCUAACAUUAACAUGGACUUGGACGGGACAUAAAAUGUAUGAUUAUGCCUCUAUUUACAUCCCUGAUAAAUCCAGUUCGAAGACGGCAGGAGCUGUGAUAUUGAAUAAACUGUGGCACAUUAAGUAUUUUCCAAGCAAUAAUUCAAUUGCCAAAUACAAGCUGAAUAUUGUGAAUUCAACUUUCAAUAAUUUGACGGAGCUUGAUACAGGAACUGGUUCGAUUAUUUCCUUGAAUAUAAGAGCAGUUCCAAGGAAUCUAUCGAGAUUCGAAUUCAUUUUUCGACUGCAGGAUAAUGAUGCCUGGGCACCUGUUAUAGAAAAGAAAAUUAUCGUCAGAGUGGCAGUUCUUCCAACUGUCAAGAUAACAAUGGAAACAGGAGGCACAACGGAUGUGCCACAGGGGCGAGUUAUGACAGCGAUAUGUAAAGCAACAGGUUUUCCUCUGCCCAAAAUAGAAAUACGAAAAGAUAACUCAAAGCUGCAAGUGGUCCAGGUAUCUGGAAAUGAGGUUAGCCUAAAAUUGAAGUCAGUUACUUCGAAUGAUGCUGGGAGGUAUUCUUGUUAUGCAACUAACGUUGCUGGCACUACCCGAUCAGAUGCAGUUUUGUCAGUAACAUAUAUACAGAUGAACAUCAAAUCAUCAACAGUGAUUCAGUCUGCAUUAGGCAAAGCAGAAGAUCUUAACUGCCCUAUUGACGGUUACCCACCACUGACGUAUAAAUGGUAUUAUCCACAAUGCAAUAAAAAUAGCCCAGUUGGAUGGUCCAAAGAAAUCACGAUACAGCUGGACAAGGAGACAAAGUUCGGAAACUAUUGUUGCAUUGGUCAGAACAAUAUUGGUCUCAAGACAGCAACAUUUAUGAUAAAGGGUGAAGCAAUCAAGCCGAAAAAGCGCUCUGGCAUAAAUAGCGGCACUACUACGAAGACUGGCAUUAUGUUGCCGAUAGCUGCAUUCGUGAUUUUAUUAUGGACUGCCAGGUGAUAGCAGUUGAAAUCAAAUUUCGACAAAAUCUUUGAAAAUUAUCAGAAUGAUACACUGAGGCUCUCUCGUGAAAAUUCAAUUGAUACUAAAGCUAAGAAUGGGAAAUUGCAGUAGCUGGAUAACGAACGAAACUGCAGCACCAUCAUAACCCUUGUGAUAUGUUCAGCAGCCUUUCGGAUCAUGUCAGUUUUGAUUUCGUCAUUGGUUUUGAAUAGAAACAGUGAAUUAUUAAUGAUUUAGUCUUAAUGUCUUAUUCAUUUUAAAUAAUAUAUAUUUUAUGAUACAAUAUAUUAAACCAGCUGAUCAAACCUGUAACCAGAAUAUCUUCUCAGCGAAAAGAACGCUUGUUUACAAAUUUCAAGUAAUUUUGACGUCAUCUUAUCUUUAUCUGAAAUUUUUUCUUGUUUUUUGAAAAGGCCGCAUCCCCCCAGGUUAUGGGCCUUCUAUGAUAGUUAAUACCGAUUGUCUGAUUUUAAUGCAAAAUUAUUGAUUCGUGGUAUUUAGAAAUUUUAGGAAAUCAUUUGAAUGAUUUUGUAUCUAGUUUGUUUAAUUGAAAUAAAGAAGUAACAUAAAAUGAAGUUAAAUUUUUUGCCUUUAGCCCAUAUAGAUUUUACUGGCUUAUUAGAAGUGAUAUAAAAUUUAUGAAAUUUGA
Rhopilema esculentum is the source of this 1984-nucleotide messenger RNA. Its product is annotated as receptor-type tyrosine-protein phosphatase F. The record is from RefSeq and is a predicted model, not a curated record. NCBI's taxonomy places the organism in Eukaryota, Metazoa, Cnidaria, Scyphozoa, Rhizostomeae, Rhizostomatidae.